AUGUUUUUCAAAAACAUAUUACUCCCUUUAAUUCUCAUCUCAACAUGCACCGCAUUCUCCGCCAAAUCCGACGCGGAAAAUCUCCGCAAAGCAAUGAAACCCUGGUUUUCAAACGAUGAAGACACAAUAAUUCAAAUACUGUGCAGAAGAACUCAUCAACAACGCCGUGAAAUUUUCAACUAUUACCGUCAACAUUUCGGAAUCGAUUUGAUUUCUAAACUGAAAAAUGAGUUGAGUGGAGGUCUUGAAACUCUUCUAACCGGUUUGCUGGAAAUUCCAGCAAAAUAUGAUGCAAAGUUACUGUAUGAUGCGAUGUUUGGGAAAGGGACGGAUGAUCAAUUAUUGAUUGAAAUCAUGGUUUCAAGAUCGAAUAAGGAAUUGGAAGAGAUCAGAAAUUAUUUUGAAGAAGUUUACCCGCAUAGUUUGGAAUAUUCUUUGAAUGGUGAUACUUCGGGUGAUUUUAGAACUAUUAUUAUGUCCUUAGCUGCUGGGAAUCGGGAUGAAUCUACAGUAACCGGUGAGUGAGUUUUGGGGUUCAAGAGGAUCAUUGUGAUACCAGUACUGUAGAUCUCUUUGAAACCUGGAGAAGAGCAUUUUGAUAUCAAACAAGCUAAGGAUGUCUUAAAUAUCUUGCUACAGUAUCCCAUGUCCCUUUAAAAAGUACGGUAUCUAUUUUCAGAUUCAAAUCAAGCACGAGAAGAUGCUAUAAGACUCUACAAUUAUGGAGGACUAGAAUACGACAAAAUCCUAUCCAGCCGAAGCCACGCCCAACUUCGUCUAAUUUUCGAAGAGUUCCAAAAACUCGCCAACAAACCGCUUGAAGAUACGCUAACUUCAACAUUCAAUAAUCACGAUUCAACCCUUCAACAAUUGAUUCAAUGUGUGAAAAGUAGAUCAAAAUAUUUCCGGCAGCAACUUGAGCAAAGUGCAAGUGGAUUUUUUGAGGAAAACCGGUUUAUUCGCAUUUUUGUUAGCCAGGAGCAACAUUUACGUGAAAUUGGAGAGAAAUUUGGCGGGAAAAUGGCUUUUGAAUAUUGGAUUGGCAAACAAGUUAGCGGAAAUUUGCAUAAGGCUUUGAUAACUCUUGUGAGAUUUUGGUGGGAUUUGUAAUUUAAUAAAGAAUAUUAUUUCAUGUUCCUUUAAAGUACUGUAGAUGAGGAUCAAUAUGAUACCAAAUACUUACAAUUAGAAAGAAAAUGCAUCACAGGGACUAGAGCAAUUGCGCUCUAAUGAUAAAAUUUUCAAAAAAAUAAAACAUCUCUGACAAAGGUACAUUCAUUUCUAUAGCAACGGCUCAACAAAAGCUAAUCUCAUAUCAAUUUUCCAUUAUUUAAGAGGCUCUUUUGUUUAUUGUCCCUUUAAAUCUCGCUACCUCUACAGUACCCAAUGCACCUUUAAAGUACUGAAGAUCGCUUUGGGACCCAGAGAGGAUUAUUUUGAUAUCAAACACUAUAGGAUUACUGUACUGAUAGUUCAGAAGCGCAAAUAGAUCAAAUUUUUUAUUCGAAAAAAGCGAGUCUUUGGCUCUUUAAAACUACAGUACCCCAUGUUCCUUUAAGUAGAGCACUGCCAAUCGAUAUUCUUAAUCUCCUGCAUGUUUUUUUUUCAUAAACAAAGCUCUGAUAAAAGUAUAUUUCUAUAGCAACGGCUCAACAAAAAGAUAAUCUCAUAUCAAACAAAUUUUUUUCACACUUUUAUUUAUUUUUUUUUUUCUGAGUAUGAGUUUUUGUGCUGUUGUAGUACUCCUUUAAAGUACUGUAUAUUCAUGUGUGUGCUCCAUUUUAAUUUGAAAAUAUUUAAAGGAGCUACAGUAAUUUUUUCAGAAUGCCUCAAAAACCCAAAUUCUCCCGCAGAACGUUGUUUUUGAGUUUGACCGAAAAAAUGGGCCGAGUUCAAAAAUUUUCUCAUGAAGAUUUUCAAAAAGCAGCAGCAAAAACCACAGGAUUUGGAAAAAGCUGCAGAAAUUCAUGAACUUCAAAUUGAAGUUCCAGAAAAGAUCGCAGAACCAUCUUUAAAAAUCGAGAUCAGUCCCGAUCCAAAGUUCGAACCUUCGAAAAAUAUCAAAGUUCGCGAGUUUUCGCAUAACGAUUCAAUGGCGAUGCACACUGAAGAUUGGCUCACUGCGGAGCAAUUUUUGAGUUACACUGCUCAUUAUGUUUCGAUGCCGAUGGGUUUUAUGACAGAGGAAAAUAUUGCGGACAUUUUGAAGUCGUAUCAAGAUGGAACUCUUGGAAAAUCGAUUAUUCAUUGGACUUUUAAAAUUGAACCUCACAAUAAUUUUGAUCCGAAAAAACUUUGGCAACUUCUUGGAUCCGAUGAAACUGAGGAUUUGUGAGUUAGAAGCCUUCUGAAGCCUUCUGAAGCUUUUUGGAAUCCACCAAGAGCUUUUGAAGCCUUCUGAAGCCUUCUGAAGCCUCUUGAAGCCUGGUAAAGCCUUCUGAAGCCUUGGGUAGCUUUCUGAAGCCUUCUGAAGCUUUCUGAAGCCUCCUGAAGCCUCCUGAAGCCCUUUGAAGCCUUCUGAAGCCUGCUGAAGCCUCUUGAAGCCUGGUAAAGCCUUCUUGAGCCUUCAGAAGCCUUCCAGAAACCCCCAGAUGUUUCUGAAGCCCCCAGAUGCCUCCAAAAGCAUCUGGAAGCCUCUAGAAGUCCUCGUAACCCCCAGGAAUUUUUCUAAAGCCAUUUGAAGCUUUCUAAAGCCCCCUGAAGCCUAAUUAUCGAUUUUUCAGCGACAAAAUGUUGCCGGUCCGUCACAACUCCUUGAAAGGAAGAAUGGUACUUGUCAAUAUCAGAGACAAUUUUUUGGGCAUCAGAGGAUUCUACAAAUAA
This is a messenger RNA of Caenorhabditis angaria, 2823 nucleotides long. The record is from the annotation of a GenBank genome assembly. Lineage: Eukaryota; Metazoa; Nematoda; Chromadorea; Rhabditida; Rhabditidae.